AUGAACCACCGAACCAGCCAUUCAUCAUCUGGAUCACUCAUAGGAGUAAGCUAUACUGGAAUUCUUUAUCCUCGGGCUUCCGGCCACAGGUCUCCAGUAGAUAUUAGGAAUUAUCGUAGGUUCCCCGGUAAAGGUUCAUGCAUUCCACAACAUGAUGGGAACUACAAAUCCCCUGGUGUCCGUAGACAAGGCAAAAGAGUCUCCUUUGCCAGUGACUAUUCUGGGACUGUCAGUCAUGGAACCGGGAGUCUACAUGAGGGUCACAGAAACAAUCAAACAACUUCUGGAGGCCACCAUGGUUGGACUAAUCCAACCUUGAUUGGUAUCAACGAGAAGGAAACCAUGCAGUAUCUGAAUGAGCGGCUUGCUGCGUACCUGGGAAAAGUACGUUCCCUUGAACAGAAGAACGGUGAGCUAGAAGAGAAUAUCUCUGAGUGGUAUUCAAACAAUGCUCCUCGAUCUCUCCCCGACUCCAGCCACUAUUUAAGAACUAUUCAGGAACUCCAAAACCAGGUCUCUGACGCCAGGAUGGGUAAUGCAAGGAUUUUACUGCAGAUUGAUAAUGCACAACUUGCUGCAGAAGACUUGAAAUGCAAGUAUGAGAUGGAGAUGAGCCUGAGGAACAGUGCUGACGCAGACUUGGUUGCCCUUCGUAGAGGCCUAGAACAGCUUAAUUCACAGAAGCAAGACCUAGAGAUUCAAGUAAAAUACAUCCAGGAAGAACUUCUCCAAAUAAAUAGCAACCAUGAACAGGAGGUGACCACUCUGCGUGGUCAGCUUGGAGCCAGAAUCACAGUAGAGAUGGAAGCCGCUCCAUCCAUAGACCUCAACAAAGUCCUGUCUGAAGUCAGACAAGAAUAUGAAAACCUGAUGGAGAAGAAUCUAAAGGAGGUUGCAGCCAUCUUCCACCAGAGGACUGCAGAACUGGACAUUGGGGAGUCUUCUGGAGCUGACCAGCUGGUGUCAGUCAACAAUGACGUCAUAGAUCUGAGACUCUCAGUAGAGACACUGGAGAUUGAGUUUCAAAGUCAGAAAAAUAUGAAAUCAGCAUUGGAGGAAACAUUGGCUGAGACAGAAGCCUCAUUUGGUUCCCAGCUUUCUCACCUGCAAAGUCUGAUUGAUAAAGUUGAGUCACAGUUGGGGCAGUACAGACCUGCCCUCGAGCAACUCAAUAAUGAGUAUCGCAUCCUCAUGGAUCAGAAAACCCAUCUAGAGAAGGAGAUUGCUACAUACAAACAGCUUCUAGAUGACAUUGAUUCACAGUAA
Spea bombifrons (plains spadefoot toad) is the source of this 1266-nucleotide messenger RNA. RefSeq names its product keratin, type I cytoskeletal 19-like. The record is from RefSeq and is a predicted model, not a curated record. The coding region runs from base 1 to 1266 and encodes 421 amino acids. NCBI's taxonomy places the organism in Eukaryota, Metazoa, Chordata, Amphibia, Anura, Pelobatidae. The transcript is spliced from 6 exons. Gene Ontology annotation, molecular function: structural molecule activity.